AUGGCUCAUGAUGCAGGCUUCCAGUCCGUGGAUGUUUCUGGAGACAGCCACUGGGCAACGAAACUUUCGCAGUUCAAGGUGGACCUGGAUGGCAUUGACACGACGAGUCUCUGCAAACCUUCCUGUGGGGCUCUCAUCGAUUCUGGUACGUCGCUCUUGACUUUCCCACGCUCUGCAAGCCACAUUACGGAUGCCUUGAAGCAGAAGGUGAAGAAAGAUUGCAGCAACUUGGAUCAAUUGCCGACCUUGUACUUCGAGCUGGACGGCGCAGAGGUGGUCCUCCCACCUCGGGCAUACAUUUUCAAGGUUCUGGACAACAAUGGCAACCCAUAUUGCAGAGGGGCCUUCAUGAAGGUGGAUAAGGAGUCACAAUUUGGAGAAGUCUUCAUUUUGGGCAUGCCGUUCUUGCGCUACUAUUUCACGGUUUUCGACCGGCAGAACAAACAAGUCCACAUCGCGAGAUCGACCGAAGACUGCCAGGUCGCACAUCACAUGUCCCUGUUGGCUACAAAUGCGACCGCUUCGGGCCGUUCCGGACGACAUGGCUUCGGGUCUGCUGAUUUCCAGGAGGCGACUCCUGCAGACCUGGAUGAUGUGAUUUCGCCAUCCUGGGUCAGCGCUGAAGGGCAGUAUAUACACCUCUGA
Symbiodinium sp. CCMP2592 is the source of this 645-nucleotide messenger RNA. Lineage: Eukaryota; Dinophyceae; Suessiales; Symbiodiniaceae. The record is from the annotation of a GenBank genome assembly.